This is a messenger RNA of Limulus polyphemus (Atlantic horseshoe crab), 783 nucleotides long. Its product is annotated as lysosomal alpha-glucosidase-like. NCBI's taxonomy places the organism in Eukaryota, Metazoa, Arthropoda, Merostomata, Xiphosura, Limulidae. The annotation marks the transcript as partial. The record is from RefSeq and is a predicted model, not a curated record. The transcript has 3 exons.
CGUAAAUAUUACGCUUAUCAACAAUGAAGAACUAGUUGUUUACACACACACAAGUAUUGGCAACUUGCCAAAUUGGUGUCGUCACAAAAAACGUAAAGUUCAAGAAAUCUGAUAUUACUGACUUCAUACGACAGCCGUGAUCACCAAACAAUAGUAAUAACAUGCAAAGGUUAGUGUGUGUUUUCCCCUUGUUAUCUCACCAUCACGUGCAGUUUCAAAGCUAAUUCCUUAUAAGAUUUAAGUAAUCCGGCUUUCCUGAAACCCCACUUGUUCAACAGAGAUGAGGACUGACCGAACAAAAUGCGUCUUGUUUCUGACGAUCGUGCUCGUGGCUUUAGCAGCUUUGGUCGCAAUCAUUAUCUACGUUAACGCAGUUCGAAAAAGUUACAAACUUCGAGUGGACUGUCUCCCAGACCCCGACCCUACGUACAAGAAAUGCAUGGACAGGGGAUGCUUGUGGAUUACUCCUAUAGAGGACGUCGAGCCAUCAUGUUUUUUUCCAGUUGGUUAUGGUUACCGCCAAGUUACGGAUGUCAACAGAACAAGGAACAGCGAGAUUGUAGAGCUCGAACGUAUCGACCCAAAAUUGACUGUUUUCGGUGAUGAGAUCAAUAAAAUACAUCUAGAAGUUUUCUAUGAAACGGACACCAGACUGCGCUUUAAGGUAAAUAUAUAUUUUUCUAUAUUAUGGCUGAAGCAUUUAAGACAGAAUCUUCGAAAUUUCGGUGCUUUCAGCGAAGAACAAGGGAAAGGGUUUCAUCAAGAAAACAGGGAAAUGGGAAG